This is a messenger RNA of Prorocentrum cordatum, 173 nucleotides long. NCBI's taxonomy places the organism in Eukaryota, Dinophyceae, Prorocentrales, Prorocentraceae. The record is from the annotation of a GenBank genome assembly.
AUGGGGUCGGUCUCCUCCCUGGAGGCCCUGUGGGCCGAGCCCUUCGAGGACCGCGGCCUGCCCAGGGUGGCCACCGGGGCCGGCUUCGAGGUGGACAUCGGGACAGCGCACGAGUGGGCGCUCCGCCAGCAGAUCGGGACUGGGCGGCGGAUGGCGUUCAUCUGGAACACCGG